UCAAAAAAGUUUUAUAAAGGUUCUCAACUAAAGUUCUUAUUUUCUCAAAGAACCCAAACAAUGGCCUUCGCAGAAAACCACAUAAACACAGACGUCCCUGAGAAGGAUGUAUUUGCCCUCCACUUCCUCCAAACCCUCUCAAAUCUCAGUACACAAAACCCUUUCAGUUCUCCGGACAAAAAAAGCGAUCGUGUCAAGAAAAUCAAGAAGGCUGCGUAUGUGUCCAUGGCCAGAGCAGCCGGUUGCACUGAUCGGCUCUGGAGUAGAGCCCUCUUACAGCGAGCCGCCAAAAGAAACAACAAGAUCGUAAGAUUCCCUAGGAGGAGGAAGAGGGUGACUUGGCUGAGGAGGAGAAGUAACCGAAGAGAUCCAGUAGAAGAGGCAGCGGCGGAGAGGCUGAGGAAUCUUGUUCCCGGAGGCGGAGAAAUGAAGACUUCAAAGCUGAUGGAAGAGACGGCUCAUUACAUCAAGUGCCUUAGUAUGCAGGUCAAGGUCAUGCAGUGUCUUGUUGAUGGCUUGUCUCCUAAAUGAUUAUCAAUCAUCAUCAUCAUCAAUGAUGCAUAUAAAAAUAUACGUCACACAUAUAUAGUAUUGGAAUGGGGUGAUCAUGAUAUGUGUACAUAUUCUUAUAUGCAUACAUACGUGUAAGAUAGGGUAUAUGCAUAUAUGAAAUGUGUGGAUAUGUAUUAGUCCAUAAGUUACAAUUUUUUUUUUUUUGAAUUUUGAUAAUAAGGGAUUUUAUAUUUAUCAUGCUAUGAUUGUUUAAGUUGGUAUUGCUCUUGUAUAUAAAAAACGUUAUAAACAUUAGGGUUUGGGAA
Molecule: messenger RNA, 818 nt
Organism: Raphanus sativus (radish)
Lineage: Eukaryota; Viridiplantae; Streptophyta; Magnoliopsida; Brassicales; Brassicaceae
Product: transcription factor IBH1
Exons: 1
Coding region: 61-531 (156 amino acids)
Biological process (GO): regulation of DNA-templated transcription
Source: RefSeq, a predicted model, not a curated record